This is a messenger RNA of Jatropha curcas, 1632 nucleotides long. The record is from RefSeq and is a predicted model, not a curated record. NCBI's taxonomy places the organism in Eukaryota, Viridiplantae, Streptophyta, Magnoliopsida, Malpighiales, Euphorbiaceae.
AUGGUUGCUUCUGAGGAAGAGUGUAUAAUUGAGCAGCCUGAAGGUUUUAAUGAUGGAGCAAAUAGAGUGUGUUUUGUUGAAGAAAGCAUCCUAUGGUUAAAACAGCACCAAGGGCCUGGUAUGGCGCCGAGAGAUCUGGCAUCAAUUUACUUGUCAUAUAACAUUUUGGGUUUUAAAAGCCGAAGCUUGAAUGAAGGCAACACUUUACGUAACUCAAGCAAGGAAGUGAUAUGCCCUUAUCGUUUCUGUAAGAUUAAAUGGUGUGAAGUUGGUUGGGGUUCUCAAGACAGUGAUUGGGGCUGGUUCAUUGGACGAUAUGAAAGAGCACUACUGGUUUUUGUUUUCCAACUUGGUUCUGCUGUCCAUUUGCUGGGGAACAAGAAAGCAAGCUUCAGUUGGCUUCAAUGCAACCUGGCAGAGCAGAAAGUUGGAAAGCGCCUUCGACCUCUGACAAAACACUCUAGAAAGAAGAUUCGGGAACUUUCUUCUGAUGUAUUUGCACUUUGGAAAAAGGUGGUUCUGGAGCAAACUAAUAGUGAUAAGAAAAAUGGAACGGUAGAGGGUAAGAGUUCUAUAAAAGCAAAAUCUGCAGAUACAGAAACUGUUGGACACCUCUUUGGGGAAAAAUCUGCACUAACUAAAAUUGAAAUCUCAAAAUAUUUUUAAUAAUAUUAUUUUGAAUUAAUCAUAACAGAAACUGUCAAGGUUGAGAAAAUUGAUCAGAAUGGUACACCAAGACCCGUCGAAGUUCUCCAGUCUGAAACUGUUGCAACAAGCCCUGUUCUACAGGCACGAAUGGAGUCUAUCCCAAAAUGCAAUGAUGCCUUGCGAGACAGGAUGUACGAACAACUUUAUGAGGCUUUAUGCAAGGUUUCUAGCGAAGCUAAAGAUGAGAUUUGGGAUAAAGUGAAGGCAUGUGACCCCAUUCAAGUUGCUGUUUCUGUUGAGUCAGUAUUGUUUCAGAAUUGGGGUCAUUCUAAUGGAUCACAUAAGAUCAAGCAUAGAUCAUUGAUGUUCAAUAUUAAGUAUGCUAAGAAUCCUGAUUUUCAAAGAAAAAUUCUUCUUGAGACACGUGAAUCCAGAGAGAAUUGUAUGCAUGAGCUCAGAAGAGAUGGCAAGUUGGCAAGUGAUGAGAGGCAACAGAAAAAUGAGACGAUCAAACAGAAAGCCCUAUUUAACUGUGAGGUUGGAGGUGCCCUGAAAGCCACAACAGAUCAAUUCAAGUGUGGUCGAUGCGGCCAACGGAAGACCACCUAUCACCAAAUGCAGACUAGGAGUGCUGAUGAGCCUAUGACUACAUAUGUAACAUGUGUAAACUGCAAUAACCAUUGGAAAUUUUGUUAGUCUUGUUUCAUAGGAGGUGUGCGCCCUUUGGUAUGGAUUAACAUUAACAUUAGCACAUUAGCAUUAUGGUAGGGUAAGCUAUGGAGUUACUAGUGUUUUGGUUUGCAGCACUAAUGCAGUUGGUGUCUGACUUUAUUUAAUUCUUUUUAUGUAUGUAUUCAGGAGUUCUUACAUGUGGAUAAUGUUUUCUUAUUGUAGGCACUCAUUCUAACAAUGCAAAUACUCCCUUUCCUUUCUAUUUUGUGUAUUAUUUGCUAUAGAACAAUAUGGAUUGCUAAAAAGUAAUUA